ACUCAAAGACUAUAACCCCUUUUAAGAGUCCACAAAAGUUCAACAAGUGACAGAUUAACCUUUUAGGAAUCUAUCUGCUCACAAACUCUCUCUGUUACAUAUAGCACAGUGAUCACCUUCCUUACUUCUUAAAACUUAUUCUCUUUAAUUUCUUCCACUCUCGUCUUCAAUCUUCGCCUCGAAAAUUCGACGGCAAUGUCGUCAACAAUGGAAGAAUUGAUCGGAUUAACACACAAAUUGCAGAAAGCAUGCACUAAGUUAGGCGAGUUUGGCACUGAAGCAUUGCCUUCCUUAUGGAAUUCUCUUCCCUCCAUCGUCGCUAUCGGCGGCCAGAGUUCCGGCAAGUCAUCUGUUCUUGAGAGUAUAGUAGGGCGUGAUUUUCUUCCUCGUGGUUCAGGUAUUGUGACUCGAAGGCCCUUGAUUUUACAGCUAUACAAUAUACAGCAAGGAAAAGAUGAGUAUGCAGAGUUCCUUCACUUGCCAAACAAACGAUUCACAGAUUUCUCACUGGUUCGGAAAGAAAUCCAAGAUGAAACUGAUAAGGUGACUGGCAAGUCGGGGCAUAUUUCUUCAAUCCCCAUCGAACUAAGCAUCUAUUCACCCAACGUUGUUAACUUGGGAAUGAUUGAUUUACCUGGAUUAACAAAGGUAGCAGUAGAGGGGCAACCGGAAACCAUAGCACAGGACAUUGAGAAGUUGGUGCGCUCAUAUGUGGAGAAGCCGAACUGUCUUAUCCUGGCCGUAACUCCAGCUAACCAAGACGUAGCUACAUCUGAUGCUAUCAGGCUGGCUAGAGAGGUUGAUCCGGCAGGUGAACGAACGUUUGGUGUUUUAACCAAGCUUGAUCUAAUGGAUAAAGGAACAAACGCUCUAGAGGUUCUUGAAGGAAAAGCUUAUCGCCUGCAACGUCCUUGGGUUGGAACUGUGAAUCGAUCCCAAGCAGAUAUCAAUAAAAAUGUCGAUAUGCUUGCUGCAAGAAAAAGUGAAAGUAUAUUUUUUGCAACUAACCCUGAUUAUGCACAUUUAGCUAGCAGAAUGGGUGCAGUGUAUCUUGCAAAACUUCUAUCUAGAGAUUUGGAGAACGUAAUCAAGACAAAAUUACCAGGGAUUGCGUCUUUGAUUAAGGAAGCCAUUGUUGAAGUUGAAUCUGAGUUAGAUCAGCUUGGUAGACCUGUCACCGUUGAUACAGGGGCACAGUUAUACACUGUUCUAGAACUCUGCCGUGCGUUUGAUCGGACAUUUGCAGAGUAUUUAGAGGGAGGUCGAUCAGGGGGUGAUCGCAUUUAUGAAGUUUUCGGUACUAUGCUUCCAAAGGCUCUACGGAAAAUCCCCUUUGACCGUCAUCUUUCCGUAGAGAAUGUGAAAAGGGUGGUCUCACAGGCCGAUGGUUAUCAGCCUCAUCUAAUGGCCCCUGAGCUAGGGUACAGACUACUUAUUGAAGGCGCAAUUGAAUAUUUCAAAGAUCCAGCUUUAAGUUCGGUAGAAACUAUCCACAGAGUUUUGACAGAGCUAGUAAGGAAGGCCAUUGGUGGAACUCAGGAGUUAAAGCGCUUCCCUACUCUUCAACAUGCAAUAUUAUCAGCCGCAAAUGCAGCACUAGCAACGUUUCGUGAAGACAGCAAGAAGACAACGUUGCGCUUAGUAGAGAUGGAAUCAUCUUACAUAACUCCCAAUUUCUUCCGAAAACUCUCUUCCACAACUGUUGUUCCAUACACAGAGGAAUACUACCAAAAGAUUAGCUCAAAUGUGUCCUCUUAUGUCAAUAUGGUAUCUGAAACAUUGAAGAACUCAAUUCCCAAAGCUGUGGUGCUUUGCCAAGUCAGGCAAGCAAAACAGUCUUUAUUGCAUCAGUUCUACACACAACUCGGAAGGAAAGAGGGUAAGCUUGCUCAACUGUUGGAUGAAGAUUGGUUACUAAGGGAAAGGAGAGAGACAUGUUUAAAGAGGCUUGAGUUGUACAAAUCUGCAAGAGACGAGAUCGAUUCAGUCUCCUGGGAAUGAUGAGAUCAAUUUGUUAAUAUACACUGUGUAUAUCUUAGAUCUUUCUCCUAAAUACGGAGACUGGUGUCUAUGUCACAAACCCUUGUAUGUUAGAGAUUUUUUUUUCCAGAUAACUAGCUCUUGAUCCCGUUCAAAGAACGGGCAAUUAAAUAGUGGUUGUUUAGUUGUCUUUUAAAAGUUCUAAUUUUAUUGAAUGCUUAUAAUUUGAGUGUGUAUAUAUGAACUAAAUGAUGAGUUGAUGUUGAAUGGGAAAUAUGA
Molecule: messenger RNA, 2259 nt
Organism: Spinacia oleracea (spinach)
Lineage: Eukaryota; Viridiplantae; Streptophyta; Magnoliopsida; Caryophyllales; Amaranthaceae
Product: phragmoplastin DRP1E
Exons: 15
Coding region: 196-2001 (601 amino acids)
Cellular component (GO): membrane; microtubule; cytoplasm
Molecular function (GO): GTPase activity; microtubule binding; GTP binding
Source: RefSeq, a predicted model, not a curated record